Messenger RNA from Oryza sativa Japonica Group (Japanese rice), 2010 nucleotides. The record is from RefSeq and is a predicted model, not a curated record. NCBI's taxonomy places the organism in Eukaryota, Viridiplantae, Streptophyta, Magnoliopsida, Poales, Poaceae.
AUAUCUCUCCUCUCCUCCAUUCCCCCCCCCCAUUCCUCCCUCCGCUCCCCCACCGCCUCUGCCUCCGCCCCCGGCGAUGGCUACCCUCUCCCUCCCUCUCCCGCAUCUCACCCAGGCCAUCCCCGCGCGAGCGCGUCCGCGACCGCGACCGCUCCGUGGGAUCCCCGCGCGGCUCCUCUCCUGCCGCGCCGCGAUGGCGGUGGCGCCCGACAAGGAGGAGGCGGCGGCGGUUGCUCUGGACAAGGCGGUGAAGGUGGCGGUGGCAGCUCCCGACAGGGCGGCGGUGGCCGCGGUGGGCGUCGGGGAGGAGCUCCCCGAGGGGUACGACCAGAUGAUGCCGGCCGUGGAGGAGGCGCGGCGGCGGCGAGCCGGGGUGCUGCUGCACCCGACCUCGCUCCGCGGCCCGCACGGCAUCGGCGACCUCGGCGACGAGGCGGUCGCCUUCCUCGCCUGGCUCCGCGACGCCGGCUGCACGCUCUGGCAGGUUCUUCCGCUUGUUCCACCGGGAAGGAAGUCUGGGGAGGAUGGCUCUCCAUAUUCAGGACAGGAUGCAAACUGUGGUAAUACCCUAUUAAUUUCACUUGAAGAGCUUGUAAAAGAUGGGUUGUUGAUGGAGAAUGAACUACCUGACCCCUUGGAUAUGGAGUAUGUUGAAUUUGACACCGUUGCCAAUCUGAAAGAACCUCUUAUUGCAAAGGCUGCAGAGAGGCUCCUACUGAGCCGUGGAGAGCUCAGAACGCAAUAUGACUGCUUCAAGAAAAAUCCAAAUAUUUCAGGUUGGCUUGAAGAUGCUGCACUUUUUGCUGCUAUUGACAGAAGUAUUGAUGCAUUAUCCUGGUAUGAGUGGCCUGAACCUCUGAAAAACCGACAUCUCAGGGCCUUGGAAGACAUAUAUCAAAAACAGAAGGAUUUCAUAGAGAUAUUUAUGGCUCAACAAUUCUUAUUUCAAAGGCAGUGGCAGCGAAUUCGUAAAUAUGCAAAGAAGUUGGGUAUCAGCAUAAUGGGUGACAUGCCCAUAUAUGUUGGCUACCAUAGUGCAGAUGUUUGGGCAAACAGGAAAUCGUUUUUGCUGGACAAGAAUGGUUUUCCGACUUUUGUUAGUGGUGUUCCACCUGAUGCAUUUAGUGAAACUGGUCAGCUUUGGAACAGUCCAUUGUACGACUGGAAAGCUAUGGAAGCAGGUGGAUUUGAAUGGUGGAUAAAAAGGAUUAAUCGUGCCCUUGAUUUGUAUGAUGAGUUCCGUAUAGACCAUUUCCGGGGGCUUGCAGGUUUUUGGGCAGUUCCUUCUGAGUCAAAAGUAGCGCUGGUUGGAAGCUGGAGGGCUGGACCGAGGAAUGCAUUUUUUGAUGCAUUAUUCAAAGCUGUCGGUAGAAUAAACAUAAUAGCAGAAGACCUGGGGGUGAUAACAGAAGAUGUUGUUGACCUAAGGAAGUCUAUUGAGGCUCCUGGAAUGGCAGUUCUUCAGUUUGCUUUUGGCGGUGGUUCUGACAAUCCACACUUGCCCCAUAACCAUGAAUUUGAUCAAGUAGUAUACACCGGAACACACGACAAUGACACGGUUAUUGGUUGGUGGCAAACUUUACCAGAGGAAGAGAAGCAGACUGUGUUCAAGUAUCUGCCUGAGGCUAAUAGGACUGAAAUCUCAUGGGCACUGAUCACUGCUGCCCUCUCUUCAGUUGCAAGGACAUCCAUGGUAACCAUGCAGGACAUUCUUGGCCUCGACAGUUCUGCUAGAAUGAAUACUCCAGCUACACAGAAAGGGAACUGGAGAUGGAGGAUGCCGAGCUCUGUCAGCUUCGACAGCCUCAGCCCUGAAGCGGCGAAGCUGAAGGAAUUGCUUGGACUGUACAACCGGCUCUAAAUAUAUUUCAGCGCUCGUUUUCUGUCGCUUGAACUUACAGAAAUCUGUCAUAAAAAUAAUUGAGCAAUGCAAACAUUUUGGCUGCAAGUAUUGUUCUGAGACUCUGGUAUACCUGUCAUAUAAUAAAGCGUUGUACCAUGUUUGUGUCA